Messenger RNA from Ananas comosus (pineapple), 1750 nucleotides. RefSeq names its product phosphoserine aminotransferase 2, chloroplastic-like. Gene Ontology annotation, molecular function: O-phospho-L-serine:2-oxoglutarate transaminase activity; pyridoxal phosphate binding. The transcript has a single exon. The coding region runs from base 177 to 1436 and encodes 419 amino acids. NCBI's taxonomy places the organism in Eukaryota, Viridiplantae, Streptophyta, Magnoliopsida, Poales, Bromeliaceae. The record is from RefSeq and is a predicted model, not a curated record. Gene Ontology annotation, biological process: L-serine biosynthetic process. Gene Ontology annotation, cellular component: cytoplasm; chloroplast stroma.
UUUUUUCCUUGUUAAAGGCGACUUCCUUUUUUCCCUCUCCUCCCACCAAGUGACCAAACAAACCCCUCUCUCUCUCUCUUCCCCCACCUCCGCUUGCCUUCGUCUAUUUUUUUCACUUUCUCCCCACGCACGCGGAUCUCCCCCAUUUUUUGACCUCACUCACCGCCACGCCACCAAUGGCCGCCGCCGCCGCCGCCGCGCCCAACUCCCUCCUGGUCGUCCGCCGCAAUCCCCUCCGCACCUCCCCCAGGCCCUCCGUCUCCGUCCGGCCCAGGUCCGCCAUCUCCUGCGCCGCCGUCACGUCCGCCCCGGCCGCCACCCCCGCCGGCGUGGCCUCGGAGCGCGUCUUCAACUUCGCCCCCGGCCCCGCCACCCUGCCGGAGUCCGUGCUGCUGAGGGCGCAGUCGGAGCUGUACAACUACCGCGGGUCGGGCAUGAGCAUCAUGGAGAUGAGCCACCGCGGCAAGGAGUUCGACGGCGUGAUCAAGAAGGCGGAGUCCGAUCUGCGCGCCCUCCUUGGGAUCUCCGACGACUACGCCGUCCUCUUCCUCCAGGGCGGCGCCACGACCCAGUUCGCCGCCGUCCCCCUCAACCUGUGCGCCGGGCCCGACGACGCCGCCGACUUCAUCGUGACGGGCUCCUGGGGCGACAAGGCCUACAAGGAGGCCGCCAAGUACUGCCGGCCCAACCUGCUCUGGACCGGGAAGCCCGCCAAGUACACCGCGAUCCCGCCCUUCGACGCCCGCUCCCUCCCGCAGAACCCCGACGCCCGAUUCCUCCACAUCUGCGCCAACGAGACCAUCCACGGCGUGGAGUUCAAGGACUACCCCGUCCCCGAGAACCGGGACGGCAUCCUGGUCGCCGACAUGUCCUCCAACUUCUGCUCCAAGCCCGUCGACGUCUCCAAGUUCGCGCUGAUCUACGCAGGGGCGCAGAAGAACGUGGGGCCCUCGGGGGUCACCGUCGUCAUCGUGCGCAGGGAUCUCAUCGGCAAGGCCCAGCCCAUCACUCCCGUCAUGCUCGACUACAAGACCCACGCCGACAGCGCCUCCCUCUACAACACCCCGCCCUGCUUCGCCAUCUACAUCUGCGGUCUCGUCUUCGAGGACUUGCUCGAGCAGGGCGGCCUCGCGGAGAUCGAGAAGAAGAACGCCCACAAGGCCGGGAUUCUCUACGACGCCAUCGACGGGAGCGGCGGCUACUACGCGUGCCCCGUCGAGCCCUCCGUCAGGUCGCUCAUGAACGUGCCCUUCACGCUGCAGAAGAGCGAACUGGAGAAGAAGUUUAUCGACGAGGCGGCCAAGGAAGGGAUGGUUCAGCUCAAGGGGCAUAGAUCGGUCGGCGGCGUUCGGGCUUCGAUAUACAAUGCGAUGCCGCUGGCUGGUGUAGAGAAGCUGGUCGCUUUCAUGAAGGAUUUCCAAGCUAGGCAUCCGUGAUUGCCCAUGACCAGCCUUCCUAUUCCAGUUGGCUGCUUCUUCUACAUUAGCAGCUUGUUGGCCGUGUCCGCAUGCUGCUCUAUUCGGUUUUUAGUGUGGUGCUGUUUUUCCACAUUUAGAUCUUAAAGUGUCACUAUGACCUAAAUUAAAAGUUUGGAUUUUGUGUUGUUACUUUGCCUGUGCUUUCUUUUUUUUUUCUGGCGUUUUCUCCUUUAUAGUCUUCACUAGGGGUUGGUAGUUUUGGAGUAAGAGUAAGUCAUCUUCCAGAUGGGGUGAUGAAGUGGAAGCAUUAGUAAAAAUUACGGGUUUAAUCA